Arabidopsis arenosa is the source of this 857-nucleotide messenger RNA. The record is from the annotation of a GenBank genome assembly. Lineage: Eukaryota; Viridiplantae; Streptophyta; Magnoliopsida; Brassicales; Brassicaceae.
UCACACAUUACAUACGAUCAAACUCGGUUUCUUACGGUACCAUGUCGCGGUUUGGAGAAAACAAUGGCAAGGGCAUGGGCAUUAAGCCCAUGGUACGAACAAUUCGAAUUCCGGCGUUCGACAACUCGGAUUUAAUCAGAAGGUUAAAGAGGACGACGCUUAUCGGAAGGAUAAUGAAUCCUGACGUUCAGAGUGUUGGAUCACUAGUUUUGAUGAUGCCUAGAGUCUGGAAACUAGAGGGCCGAGUGGUUGGGAAGGACUUGGGAUUGGUAACGUUCAGGUUUGAUUUCGAGAGAGAGGAAGAUAUUCUGGAGGUGAUGAAAACGGAGCCUUUCAAUUUUAAUCAUUGGAUGGUUUCUAUUGUAAGGUGGGAACCGGUUAUACACAAGGACUACCCAUCGGCGAUCACAUUUUGGGUCAAAAUGGUAGGUGUUCCUCAGGAUUUCUGGACUGAUCAGGAUUUCCGGAGAAUUGGGAAUGAGCUGGGAACGGUUCAAGAAGUGGAUGAAGAAAACGCGAGGGUCAAAGUGACUAUCGAUAGUACUAUGCCGUUGUGCUUCGAAAUGUCGGUUCAAUUCGAAACAGGUGGUGAGGAGGUGGUGGUGAAGAUGGAAUACGAGAAGCUUUUUGGUUACUGUGCUUCUUGUUUUAGUCUCCGUCAUGAUGAAGAAUCUUGCCCAUAAAGCGACUUGCACAAUCAUUUUUCGACACAGGAAGAGUGAUGCGAGUCAAUCGGACUACAACGGUUCACAUUUGGGAUUCAAAGCCAAGAGAUGCAUGCAGUUGUUUUCCGAUCUCAUUUUUAUAAUGUAUGUUACAAGAGAACAAAUUGAAAGUAAUGAAUUUCGUAAUAUCCA